AUGGGGAUCUCGUUCAAGCUGUCGAAGGUCGGGGUCCGCGUGCACCCGGCCGCGCGCUCGGCGUCCGCGGCGCUGGCACAGGCGGCGGAGGCGGAAAAGCCGGGCGCGGGGGAGAAGGAGGGGUCCCUGUCUGAGUCGAGACGCGAGGACAACUUCGUUGAGAGAGGAAAAGAUGUCAAUGGCAUCAAAAUUUUACCAGCGUGCUCCAAGGAAAUUUUGCCAGAUCAUGAGGUUUCUUUCACAUUUAGCCUCUAUGAGAGAGGUUAUCUCAUUUCAAAGUCAGCAUCUAUGGAUCCGAGUCAGAUCUCAAUUCAGGACGGCAAAACACUGCAUCCCUAUGAUAGAGCAUCGGAAAAGUUAUUCUCUGCCAUUGAAGCUGGGAGGCUACCUGGCGAUAUUCUUGAUGAGAUACCAAGCAAGUACUAUAAUGGAUCAGUUGUUUGUGAGAUACGUGACUACCGAAAGCAUGUGUCCAACGAAGCGCCUGCAUCAUCUGCUGAGCUAGGAUUACCUAUUGUGAAUAAAGUACGACUGCGAAUGACCUUUGAGAAUGUUGUAAAGGACAUUACCCUUCUAUCUGAUGAUUCCUGGACUUACAGGGAUUUUGUGGAAGCUGAAGCUCGCAUUGUGAGAGCUCUACAACCAGAACUUUGCUUAGACCCUACACCUAAACUGGAUCGACUUUGUCAGGAUCCUGUUCCGCAUAAGUUGAGCCUCGGUAUAGGGAAAAAGAGGAGGCUGAGGCAAAAUCCUGAAGUUGUUGUCACAUCCAGUAACAUGUCUCAUGGUAAAAAGGUUUGCAUUGAUAGGUUACCUGAAAAUGCCAAAGUUGAUGAGAUGGGCAUCACUAGCAGUAAUGCAGCUCAGCAGGUUGGUGAUAACAUUACCAUCCAAAAUAUCUCGGUCUUGGGUGGUUCUCAGACACCUAGACCAAAUAAUUCUUCACAAGAUGCUGCCAGAAUGCAUUUGUCCCAAUCUGGUCUACAGCAAGCCUUAAGUUAUUCUGCUGCUGGUAAUGAUCGUAUGGCAGGACUGCCUGCGAAUUUUUCUGGAAUCAAUUCAAGCAUUUCAUCUCCUCAGAGCAUGAUUGGUUACAAUGACACUGUGGCUGCCAAUGGCCUUCUAUCUGUGAAGAGGGAAAUGCAAGAUGCCCCGCUUCAAGAUCCUAAGAGAAUAAAGCCAACUGGUGGCAUUGAUCAUGUACAGCAGCAGCAGAUAAGGCCUCAACCCCUUGGUGGGCAGGAGAUGCAAUGGAAGAACCAUCAACUGCAUCCACAAUUAGAUGUCAAGGGGAUGCAGUAUGCAUCUUCACUGAGUGGUCAGAGAUAUCCUUCUUCGAUGAUGAGCAACAUGCAAGAUCCAGGAUCUUCCUUAUAUUUCAAUCAUCAGCAUAAUUUGAGAUACGGUGCUAAGCAAGAGCAGAUGGAUGGUUCUGAUAAGUCGAAAGACGCCUUGCAGUCUAUGGCACCUGAAAGUUCCAUGCUGGAUCUGCAGCAAUCCCAGGCUCAACAUUUACCACAGCAAUCAGCGGCAAGAAACAAUGUUCCAAACAUGGGACAGUGGCAAAAUACUCGGUUCGCAGCUGAGAAGGACUUGAAAAAAGAAGAAAUAAUUCCAAGAAGAAAAUUAGCACCUAGCUCUCGUGCCCCUUCUGGGCCUAUGGUUCAGUCUCCAGUGUCCUCGAAAUCUGGAGAGAUAUCAAGCAGUUCAAUGGGUGGCCAGUUUGGUUCUGCUGUGACAUCAGCUGUAAUAGGGGUACAGAAAGAUAAAUUUGCUGCAAAUUCCAAUGCUGCAGUUGGAUUUCCUUCUGUAGCUUCCAGUCCUAGUGAUUCCAUGCACCGAAUACAACAGCCAGCUGUUGCUUCCUCCAAGAGGAAAACAAAUUCUGUCCCCAAAACUCAACCGCCUGUGAGUGCUGUUGGGUCUCCAGCCAGUGUUUCAAACAUGCAUGCUCCGCUGAAUGCGAGCAGCCCAUCGAUUGGGACCACACCUAUGGGAGACCAAGCAAUCCUUGAUAAAUUUGCAAAAAUUGAUAAUAUUUCCCAUCAGUACCAGCUUUUCAAUAAGAAGAACAAGGUUGAUAAAAUAUCUCAAAAGAAAACCAUUACCAAUCAAAGUCAUCAAGAUGUAGCUAGAUGUCUCAAUAGUUGUUUCCAUUCUGAGAAUUAUAAAGAUACAACAAGACCUCUUUGUAAUUCUAUGAUUAGUGGAACUAUAAACACGUGCAAGACUAGAGUGAUAAACUUUGUGAGCACAAACCGCAUGUACCAAGGUCAUUCAAGGCCAUUCCAGGUUAUUUUCAAGGAAACGUCGGAUGAAACUGUAAAAAUGCAAUAUGGAGAUCUAGAAGAUUUUGAUGGUCCGAAUUCAUAUGAUUGUGUAUUCAUAUUACCGACAAAGUACUAUGCUGACUUGCUUGCAGAGCAGCUUAUUCCCCUUAUGUUGCAAGAUGGGCAUUCUAAAGCUGAUGAUAAAGUCUUGCGUGGCACCCCCCUUGCUAACCUCAGUACACUAUCUGGAAUUUUACCAGACAAUUUAGUGAGUGAUGUAAAGCAAGAGGGAGGUGUAAGCCAACAACUUAAUGCUGCAGCCCAUGCAAAUGUGGCACCUGGAACACAGAUGCAACAGCUUCCUGUCAAUAGGAUGCUUUCAUCUGCAAGUAGCAACCAGGUUCUAGCAAUGCAGCAAGGUUAUAUGCAAGGGGCAGCCAUGCCUCCAAGGAGCCAGCAGCUUGACCACAAUUUGGUUCAGCAGCCGCAGCAGCAACAGCCACAGCAGCAACCACUGCAGCAAACUGCUCAAGCCCAGAUGCAGCAACCAUCCUCUCUUCCACUGAACCAUAUGCAAAGACCUCAGCUUCUCCCCACGAGCCCAUUAUCUCAGAUGUUGGGGCCUGGCUCAAAUCUCCCAAUGGGCUCAAGUCAGAUAGGUAACAAUAAGGCUCCUACAUCCUUGCAGCUUCAAAUGCUACAGGCACAACAGCAACAACCUAUGUCUAGGAAAGUGAUGAUGGGGCUUGGCUCAGCCAUGAACAUGGGCAAUAUGGUUAACAAUGUUGGUCUUGGCGGCCUUGGUAAUGUUAUGGGAAUGGGCAACGUGCGUCCCAUAUCCUCCCCCAUGGGAACAAUGUCAGGCUUAGGUAACAAUUCAAAUCCAAUGAACAUGGGAAUGACAUCCAACCUUGCUGGACUUCGGCCAGGUAUGAACCCUGCUACUUUUGCCAAGAUGCGUAUGGGGUUGGCACAACAAAGGGCAGCAGGCAUGUAUCCUGGAAUGGUUGGAAUGCCUGGAAGCAGCUCUCCAAUCCUUCCUAGUUCAGCUGGCUUAUCUAUGAUGGGCCAGCCGCUAAACAGAAGCAACCUUGGUCCCCUGCAGAGGGCCAUGUUGUCGUCUAUGGGCCCUCCAAAAAUGCCAGUAGGUAACUUUCAGCUGAACCCUCAACAGCAAAUGCAGCUCCAGCAGCAGCUCCAACAGAACCCCCAGCAACAGCAGCAGCUCCAUCAGAACCCACAGCAGCAGCAGCAACAAAUGCAGCAACUACAGCAACAGCAACAAAUACAGCAACAACUGCAGCAGCAGCAGCUCCAACAACAACUGCUGCUGCAGCAGCAGCAGCAGCAGCAACAGCAAAUGGGAUCUCCGUUAAAGCAGGCACAGGUGGGCUCACCUGCUGGCUCGCAGCAGUCGCUGAUGAUGCAGCAGCAGCAGAUAAGCCCACAGCAAAUGGGACAGCAGGCUGCAAUGAGCCCCCAGUUGAGCUCAGGAACUCUGCAGCAAAUGAGCAAUAACGUGGCCAACCCUGUAGCCACUCCAGGCCCUCCCCCAAGCCCGCAGCUGAGCUCCCAGACCCAUGGGUCGGUCAACAGCAUAGCUAACUCCCCGAUGGAGCAGCUGCAAGGCGCCAAUAAGGGAGGUCCUGGUAGCAUGUAA
Miscanthus lutarioriparius is the source of this 3930-nucleotide messenger RNA. The record is from the annotation of a GenBank genome assembly. Lineage: Eukaryota; Viridiplantae; Streptophyta; Magnoliopsida; Poales; Poaceae.